Loxodonta africana (African savanna elephant) is the source of this 7874-nucleotide messenger RNA. Its product is annotated as collagen alpha-4(VI) chain-like. The record is from RefSeq and is a predicted model, not a curated record. Bases 126 to 7370 code for a protein of 2414 amino acids. Gene Ontology annotation, molecular function: serine-type endopeptidase inhibitor activity. NCBI's taxonomy places the organism in Eukaryota, Metazoa, Chordata, Mammalia, Proboscidea, Elephantidae. The transcript has 38 exons.
UUGUUUUUUUACAAUCAACUUUAUUGAGGAAUAAUUAUCAUAUAAUACAAUGCAUCCAUUUUAAGUAUAUGAAAAUAUAAUUUUUAACUCUAAGGUUUCUUUUUCUUUCUAGAUACACAUCUAGAAUGGAGACUUGGAAUACGUUUUGGGGGAUCCUCUUCCUUGCAGCUAGUUUUGACUUCAUCAAGUCACAGAGAACUGUCUGCAGGGAGGCCUCUGUGGGAGAUAUCGUGUUUCUGGUGGACACCAGCAUCAACCCCCAACAGGCCCGCAGUGUGCGGAGCUUCUUGUCCGCUCUGGUGAAAGGCUUCAAUGUCAGCAGAGAGACCAUCCGCGUGGGUCUGGCCGAGUACAGCGAUGAACCCAGUUCGGAGUUCCUACUUUCUACCUACCACCGCAAAAGCGAUGUGUUGAGACACAUUCAGAGGCUUCCAUUCAAGCCUGGGGGCAGGAAGACGGGCCUGGGCCUGCAGUUCAUCCUAGAUCACCACUUUCAGGAAACAGCUGGUAGCCGUGCAAACCAAGGGGUGCCUCAGGUCGCUAUGGUGAUCAGCAGUGGCCCAGCUGAGGACCAUGUCCGUGAACCAGCGGAGGCACUGAGAAGGGCAGGCAUCCUGCUUUAUGCUGUUGGCAUCAGAGAUGCCGUUUGGGCAGAGCUCAGGGAGAUGGCAAGUAGUCCUGAGGAGAAGUUUGCUUCCUUGGUUCCCAACUUCCCUGGUCUGGGAAACCUUGUCCAGAAGCUGCGGCAGGAGCUCUGUGACACUUUGGCAGAGGCGACUCAGCCUGUUGACCACAUCUCUCCAGCUUGCAGAGAAGCAGCCCUGGCGGACAUUGUGUUCCUGGUGGACAGCUCAACCAGCAUUGGACCCCAGAACUUCCAGAAAGUGAAGAACUUCCUUUACUCUGUUGUCUUGGGGCUUGACAUCAGCAGUGACCAGGUCCGAGUGGCACUUGUCCAGUAUAAUGACAACAUCUACCCAGCCUUUCAGCUGAACCAGUACCCUCUGAAGAGCAUGGUCCUGGAGCAGAUCCAGAAUCUGCCCUACCGCACAGGAGGCACAAGCACGGGGAGCGCCCUGGAAUUCAUCAGGACCAACUACUUGACUGAGGCAGCUGGCAGCCGGGCCCAGGAUGGGGUUCCUCAGAUAGUUAUUCUGGUGACAGAUGGGGAGUCAAGUGAUGAAGUCCAGGAGACCGCUGACAGGUUGAAAGAAGAUGGAGUUGUUGUGUACGUGGUAGGGAUUAAUGUCCAGGAUGUCCAGGAGUUGCAAAUAAUAGCCAGUGAACCAUUCGAGAAGUUUCUCUUCAACACUGAAAACUUCAACAUCCUGCAGGAGCUGUCAGGAAGCAUCCUUCAGACCCUGUGCUCAGCAGUGGAGGGUGAGAUUAAAGAAUUCAGCAAGGCUUAUGCAGACGUGGUCUUUCUUGCUGACACCUCUCAGGACACAUCAUGGGACAGUUUCCAGUGGAUGAGGAAUUUCAUCUCCAGAGUGGUUGGCAUGCUGGAGGUUGGCAAGGACAAGUACCAGAUCGGGCUGGCUCAGUAUGGUGAUCGAGGUCACACUGAAUUUUUGCUCAAUACCUACCAGACACAGAACGAGAUGAUUGUUCACAUCCAGGAGCAGUUUAGGCCCCGGGGUGGCCCCAGGAGGACAGGCAAGGCUCUGCGGUACCUUCGUCAGACCUUCUUCCAGGAGGCAGCAGGAAGCCGGUUUCUCCAGGGCAUUCCCCAGUAUGCAGUGGUCAUUACUUCGGGCAAGUCUGAGGAUGAGGUCUGGGAGGCCACACAGGCACUGAGGAAGAAAGGUGUGAAAGUCAUGUCUGUGGGCUUGCAGAACUUUGACAGGAAAGAAUUGGAGGGAAUGGGAACCCCAACCUUUGUAUAUGAGAUCCAAGGAGAAGAUGGAGUCAGACGGGCGCUGCAAGAUGUGCGUGUGGUGAUCCAAGAGACUGAGCAGCCAACGCUCAGUACUACUCAGGUCUUCGAGGAGGCUGAAGUAGUAUGUCCAAAGGCUGUUCCAACUGACUUAGUAUUCCUGGUUGAGGAAUUUAGCAGGGCUGGUCAAUCAAAUUUCCGACAGGUUGUCUAUUUCCUGAAGACCACUGUCAAAUCGCUAAGAAUCCACCCUGGUGCUGUGAGAAUUGGCUUGGUCUUUUACAGUGGGGAACCACGACUCGAGUUUUCGCUGGAUACAUUUCAGAAUCCAGCCCAAAUCUUGGCGCAUUUGGAUAAAUUAACCUACCGAGGAAGAGGAGGAAGGCUGAAGACUGGUGCUGCUUUGGAUUUCCUAAGGAACAGGGUUUUCAUUCAGGAGAAGGGCAGCCGGUCCAACCAAGGUGUGCAACAGAUAGCUGUGGUCAUCACGGAAAGUGUCUCCCAGGAUAAUGUGUCCAGACCAGCUUCUCUCCUCCGAAGGGCAGGGGUUACCAUCUAUGCAGUGGGCACCCAGCUUCCCUCAGAGAGCAAGGACCUGGAGAAAAUGGCGUCGUAUCCUCCUUGGAAACAUGCGAUCUCCCUAGAAUCUUUCCUGCAACUCUCUGCUGUGGGGAACAAGAUUGAGAAGGAGCUCUGCACUGAAAUUGUGGGCAAAAUGGAUUUAGAUUCAAGAGUGGGCUAUGCCCCACAAGAAGGUAAGAAGGCCUUUUCCAAAGUUGAUCAUUUUUUUUUUAAUUUAUUCUACACCGGGUCCCAUCCACCCACCCUAUCGCCUGUGGGUGCUGGGUUCCAGCAAGGAAACAUGGGUGGGGCUUGGUAUCAACAGCUUUGGCUAUACCCCAUCUCAGACUCUGCUCUAAUGCAUUGGGUUGUUUGUUCUUCUUAUUGCCUAGAUUGUGUGCAUAUUAAGAAGGCAGAUAUUUACUUCCUUAUCGACGGUUCUGGCAGCAUCACACGCGAAGAUUUUCUUGAAAUGAAGGUGUUCAUGAAUGCGGUGAUAAAGAAGUUCUCUGUCGGGCCUGACAGAAUACAGUUUGGAGUCGUUCAGUACUCACGUGACACUCAGAGGCAGUUUAUCCUCAGUCAGUAUCCCAGUGUGGCAGAGCUGAAGGUAGCCAUUGAUGGCAUCCGGCAGAUGGGCGGUGGCACCAACACAGGUCAGGCCUUGAAUGAUAUGAAGCAGAUCUUUGCAGACACUGCCCGCAGCAACAUCCCUCGAUAUCUCAUAGUCAUCACUGACGGAAAAUCUGAUGACCCGGUGGCCGAAGCUGCAGAGGCCUUGAGGGGAGGCAACAUCACCAUCUACGCAAUUGGAGUAAGAGAUGCUAACACUGAUGAGCUUAGAAAAAUAGCGAAAGACAAGAUUUUUUUUGUGUUUGAGUUUGAUUCCUUGAAGGCCAUCCAAGAAGAAGUGGUACGGGAUAUCUGCUCCUCAGAGAUCUGUAAGGAUAGGAAAGCUGACGUUAUCUUCCUGAUAGAUGGCUCAGAAAGCAUCUCCUCAAAAGACUUUGAAAAGAUGAAGAAAUUCAUGGAGAGAAUGGUGAACAUAUCAAAUAUUGGUCCUGAUGAAGUUCAGAUUGGCCUUUUGCAGUUCAGCACAGAGCCCCAGGAAGAAUUCGUGCUCAACCGAUAUUCUUCAAAGGUGGACAUUCGCAGAGCCAUCUUGGCUGUUCAGCAAAUGAGUGAUGGCACCCACACAGGGAAGGCCCUGAAUUUCACUCUGCCUUUUUUUGACAGCUCGAGAGGAGGGAGACCCAGUGUUCAUCAGUAUUUGAUUGUCAUCACCGACGGGGUUGCAAAGGAUAGUGUAACAAUACCAGCCAAGGCCCUCAGGGACAGAAACAUAAUUAUUUUUGCCAUUGGGGUGGGGGAAGCCAAAAACUCUCAGCUUCUGGAGAUUACUAAUGACCAGGACAAAGUGUACUAUGGAGAAAAUUUUGAAUCCCUUGAGAACCUGGAGAAAACAAUUGUUUAUCGGGUCUGCACCCCACAAGAAUGCAACACGGAGUUGUCUGUAGGAAUUGAUAUCUCUACUUCCAGAAGGCAAGGUCAGCAGAAGCUUCAAGAGUUACUGCCAGAACUGAUGCGACAGUUGGCAUUGCAUUCCAACAUCAGCUGUCACGUUCCUGGUCAGACCAACAUGAGGUUUCGCUACAUGGUUCCUGGCCCAGAUGGGCAGGUUACCUUUGACUCAUACUUUCAGAAUUCCAAUGACAGGAUCACCCAGAUGUUCUUGAAUGCCAAAAGCAAUCGUAUGGAUGUGGAGUUUUUGCAGUCCCUGGGGAAUGUUGCUCUCCUGGCUUCUGCUAAAGUGAAGGUCAUUUUAGUGUUUACAGAUGGACUGGAUGAUGAUUUAGAAAGACUGAAGGAAAAAUCCAAGCUUCUCCAUACCGCAGGGCUCUCUGGACUCCUGGUAGUUGGCCUGGAAGGCGUGCAGAAAUUAGAAGAGCUCCAGGAACUGGAAUUUGGCAGAGGACUUGCAUAUAAGCAACCUCUGAGCAUCACACUGAGAUCCCUCCCAAGCCUCUUACGGAAACAACUUGACACAAUUGUAGAAAGAACGUGCUGCAAUACGCACGUGCAUUGUGUCGGAGAAGAAGGGGACAAAGGACAUGAUGGGGUUCCUGGGAGCAAGGGAGAGAAGGGUCCUGACGGAUUACCAGGUCAUCCUGGUGAAGAAGGUAUACCUGGAGAGAGAGGUCCCCGUGGUCUUCCUGGACCCCGAGGGGAAGGAGGAUGCCCAGGUCUGAGGGGACCUAAGGGAGCAAGAGGAUUUUCAGGAGAGAAGGGUGACCCUGGUGAGAAAGGUCUUGAUGGCUUGAAUGGAGAACAGGGUGAGCGUGGAGUCCCAGGGUCAUCUGGAGAAAAAGGAAGUAGAGGAAAUCAGGGCUUGACGGGACCUCCAGGACGACCUGGAGAGCAUGGAGCGCCUGGCUUAAGGGGAGAUCCUGGGGAUCCUGGAGCUGAUAGUUACGUUCAAGGCCCUAAGGGAGAAAAAGGAAGGCGUGGGCAUCAGGGAAGUUCUAGUUUCGAUGGACGUCAAGGGGAAACUGGAAACAUCGGCCCUAAUGGAUCAAGAGGAAGACAAGGUUGGCCAGGGUUGAAGGGUGUGCGUGGACAACCUGGUGAACAAGGCUACCAAGGAGAACUCGGGUAUCCAGGCCCACAGGGACCAAGAGGAAGGCAAGGAAUACCGGGAAUUUCUGGACAAAAAGGCUUACUGGGCGCUCAGGGGAGUCCUGGGUCUCCAGGGCCAAACGGUUCUAAAGGAAAAGCUGGGCCAGGAGGAAUGAAGGGAGAGCUUGGUGAAGUAGGACAAGAAGGCCCAUGGGGACCACAAGGACCAAGAGGGCAGCCUGGUCUUCUGGGUCCAGAUGGAUAUGGACAUCCAGGAAGAAAAGGAGCAAAGGGCAAACCUGGAUUUCCUGGCUAUCCUGGCGCACAAGGAGAAGAUGGUGACCAGGGGCACCGAGGAGAAAAGGGAGCAAAAGGAAUCAGAGGGAAGAGGGGUAAUGCUGGCUUUCCUGGAUUUGCUGGAACUCCAGGGGGGCAAGGCCCACCAGGACAAAUGGGUGUCAAGGGCCCCAAAGGUUUGGUAGAUAUGAUGCCUUGCGACAUUGUCAAUCUCACACGAGAAAACUGCCCUUGUUCAACAGGUGCUUCCAAAUGCCCAGCAUUCCCAACUGAAGUGGUUUUUGCCUUGGACAUGUCAAAUGAUGUCUCCCAGUUGGAUUUUGAAAGGAUGAGAGACAUUCUAUUCUCUCUGUUGAUGAAGAUGGAAAUAAGUGAGAGUAACUGCCCAACGGGUGCCCGAGUGGCCAUCGUUUCGUAUAAUGCCAAAACAGAUUACCUGGUUCGCUUCUCAGACUACAAGAGAAAGACUGCCCUCCUGCAGGCUGUUACAAAAAUCCCCCUGGAAAAGUCUUCUGGCUCCCGGAACCUUGGGGCCACCAUGAGAUUUGUGGGGAGACAUGUAUUCAAACGUGUGCGCUCGGGCCUUCUCGUGAGGAAGGUGGCUGUAUUCUUUCAGACAGGCUGGACCUAUGAUGUGGCUUCCAUCAGCACAGCCACACUGGAACUCAGCGCACUGGACAUCGUUCCUGUGGUCAUCACCUUCACGAAAGAGCACAACCUCCCAGAUGCCCUGGUGAAGGAUGCGACCAACAGAUUCCACCUGUUCGUCUGGGAGACCAUGAGGCAGCAGGACACGGAGCAUAUGGCCCACUGUACUCUCUGCUAUGACAAGUGCCGACCCCACCCGGAUUGCGCCCUGGACUCGCAGAGGCCCCUGGUGGUAGACGUGGAUGUGGCGUUCGUGGUGGACGGCUCCAACGGCGCCGGCGCAGAAGUGUAUCCUGCGGCCUUGAGCCUAGUGGCCGCAGCGCUCGACGACCUGGAGGUGGCCGCGCAGCCCAGCGCGUCCCGCCGCGGGGCGCGCGUGGCCCUGGUGACGCACACGACGCCUGGCUUCAGGCCCGGCGGAGGGCGCCCUCCGGUGACUGAGAGCUUCCACCUGACCUCCUACGACCACCGAACCGAGAUGCAGCGACAAGUCCGCGAGGCCGCAGGCCGCCGCCUGCAGGGAGCCCCAGCUCUGGGUCACGCUCUGGAGUGGACGCUGGAAAAGGUGCUUCUGGCAGCCCCACUGCCGCGGAGAACGCGGGUCCUCUUCGCCAUUGUGGCCAGCGAGACCAGCAGCUGGGACCGGGAGAAGCUAAGGACUUUGUCCCUGGAAGCCAAGUGCAAGGGCGUCGCUCUCUUUGUGCUGGCCUUAGGCCCGGGCGUGGGGCCCUUCGAGCUGGCUGAGCUGGACCGGGUGGCCAGUGCCCCCUCCGAGCAGCACCUGCUGCGCCUAGAGGGGGUUUCGGACCAGGAGAUGGCAUACGCCCGGGGGUUCACGCAGGCCUUUUUCAACCUCCUAAAUAGUGAAACAAACCAGUACCCACCCCCAGAGCUCACUGAUGAAUGUGGGGGCCUGAACCGUGGAGACAUCCCAGUGCAACAAGUCAUGUCUCGCAAGAGGUUGCUCAAGGGCCAGUUUGGCACGCCUGCCAUCGCUGAUGAUUUGGAAGCACUUGAAGCAACAGACUUUUUUCUAGGGGGGGAGAAAAAAGCCACGACAACAAGUAUAACUCAACAAGAAGCACUUGAAAAUUAUUAUGAAAAGAAUGAAAAUGACUCUGGAAAAAAUGAACAAAAAACACCAGCAAAACAAGAAACAAGACAAGAACUCAAUUUAGGCACCACCUACGGUCCUUGCUUCAUGGGUCCAGAGGAAGGCGAGUGCCAGGAUUACAUCCUGAAAUGGUACUACAACAAGGAGGAACAGGCUUGCCAGCAGUUCUGGUAUGGCAGCUGUGGGGGCAACGCCAACCGAUUUGACACCGAGGAGGAAUGUGAGGCUCAGUGUAACCGCAAACUCCUAGGGAAUUAAGCAGAGCCUCAUUGCUGUUGCCCCUCCUUGGUGGCUGAUGGAACCGAGAUUACCCCUACUGAAGCAAGGUCACAUAGCUCCUAAGUGACAGUGCUCACAACCUCAGAUGUUGGACUCCUACCCCCUGAAUUUUUUUUUCGCCAGUGAUGGCUUGGGCCAGAUGACUUGUAACUUGAGAGAACUGAAUUCUCAUAGUCAAAGAAAGUAACUGAAAUAAGUAAUUUCCUGAAAAUUAUUUAAAUGAAUUAGUACUGAAUGAAAAAAGCAAUUUGAACUUGACCUAUACCAUUACUUUAAUUUUUUUUUUUUGGACGAUGUAGCUAAAGCAAAAUCAAUGUAAGCAGUGAGCAAAACCUCGUUUGGAUGAGUUGGAAAGUUGUUUUGUAUUUUGCCACUAGAAAGUGGGGAAGUAUCCAUCAAAAGAGGGGGCCUUGAAAAGGGGGUGUCUAAUGUGAAACUCCGUCCUUACUACCUGGUGUAAAAAUAAAGGCAUUCUUUAUACAA